AGAAAUCACAAUCCUAUCGAGUCACUAUUUUCUGUAGUGCCUGAUUGCAUUUUCACUCUACUCUUCUUCUUAAUUCUUCAUCCUCUUGCUCUUUAGCUACUUUGCAGCCAUGGAUACAAUCACUCCCGAUUGGACCAGUCUUCCUGGAGAACUCCUUACGUCAAUAGCAAAACGCCUCCAUACAAAAAUUGACAUCCUUCGUUUUCGUGCUGUUUGUCGCUCAUUUCGUUGCAUACUUCCCCAUCCUCCAAAGUUCCUAUUCCCAGAAUCAAUUUUAAAGACGACCGACUUUCUAAAAGGUCCCAAUCCCGACAGCGAAGACCCCUUUGUCCUCAUAGAGUCUACUGUUUAUGUCAUCCAGCCCCUUGACGAUGAAACAUCUGCACCAUGGUUGGUCGAAGUCGAGGAAACAACUUCAGGAAAAUUCCAAAUAAAAGAUCCCCUCUCUGAAUUAUAUCUUAAGAACUUGCCACAAAAGUCUUUGAACCUGUUGGAUUAUCGGGUUAAGGAAAUAAGUAAAUCCUACAUGUUUGAAUUAGCUUCUACCGAUGAAGGCAACGAGAGAGACUCCAGUGAUUCUUUUGUAGCUGCAGAAGUAGUGCCGUCUUCUUUUAUCGAUCAAAAUGAUGAUGGGUUUGUUGUCAUGGCGAAAUUUGGCGACCAACUAAGUGUAUGGAGAAAUAUAGACAAGAAGUGGACUGAUAUAGACACUGCUGAGAUUGAGAUUCCAGACUAUCCUGUUGAUAUUGUUUAUCGCAAUCACAAGUUCUAUACUAUUUCCUAUGUUGAUUCUGCUAUAAUUGUAGAUUCUAAAUCUUUGAAUGUUGUGGAGGUUGCUUUCCCAGUAGAUCUGGCAGGUUGGUUUGAUAUAUAUUUGUUAGAGUCUUCAAAUGAUUUGCUAAUGAUUGCCUGGAACGGGACAGAUAAAAAGCUUUUGGUGUUCAAGCUUGAUGAAGAGAAGUGUCAAUGGAUUCAAGUGACGGAUGGAUUGGAAGAUAGAGUUUUCUUUGUGGGACUAAGAAGUUCAUAUUCUGUUGUGGCUGAUGAUUUCUGUGGAUGUAAAGGGAGUCAUGUUUAUAUCAAAGUAGUUGAUGAAGAUGAUACUGAAUUAGAUGUUAAGACUUUUAACCUCAAGGAUAAUUCUGUUGAGGAGAUUGACGAUAACCCUUUUUGGCCUCCACCACCUUGGGUAUUUGGAGAUUUAGAAAAUGAGUUCAAACUUAUUAAUACAACUUAAUGCGAUGCAUUUAGGGAUUUCUAUAUUUUUGAUUUUGUCCUUCACUCAUUUUGAUCGGUUUUUACUUGUUAAUCGAUAGUAUUCUUGGUAAGGAGUUGUAUGUGUAGUUGUAAAGUUGCUUUGGAAAGAUAUUGCAUGACUUAGUCAAGUUGUUUAUUGGAUGCUAGUUUGUUUGUAAUUUUCUUCACUGUGACUGGAGUUGUGAGACUAGAGUUGUCUACAUAGCUUGGAUUGCUCACUAUUAUGUAUGCUUUGCUACCUAUUAUGUAUGCUUUGCUACUAUAAAUAUUAUUCUGAUAACCAAAUAUUGUGAUUAUUGUUGAGA
Molecule: messenger RNA, 1562 nt
Organism: Mangifera indica (mango)
Lineage: Eukaryota; Viridiplantae; Streptophyta; Magnoliopsida; Sapindales; Anacardiaceae
Product: F-box protein SKIP23-like
Exons: 1
Coding region: 110-1237 (375 amino acids)
Molecular function (GO): protein binding
Source: RefSeq, a predicted model, not a curated record